AUGAACGGAUAUAUGUAUGAACAGGGUAAAACGAAUAUCGAAGGCUUGUUCACCAUGUUAGAAGGGUGGAACGAAUCGGUAUCUAUUCUUGCAAUUAAGCGACUUUUAUCAUGCGUUGACGAGAACUGGCCUGAUAUCACUCAACAUUUGGAGUUUCUCAUCAAUACACCGAGCGAUAUAUCGAAGGAACUUUCCUGCUACUGCUAUUUCCAUAUGCAAGACUUUUACAAAGCCCUGGACUACGCACUUCAGUCCGGUCCACUGUUCGAUCUAAACGAAGAUUCGUACUUUGUCAAAGCGAUGAUCAACACAUGCAUCGACGGAUAUAAGGAGGCUUGCAACAAGAAAGUUCCGGAAUCCGAGAUUCCGGAUUCUAUUCGUCAAAUUGUGAAUUUCAUAUUCUCCCAAUCCCUCAACGCCCGCAACGUUUCCAACCUCGUGGGCAUUAGUGUGGAAUGCCGUCGUCUGGACCUUCUGGAGGCCUCGCUUCGUCGCACCGCGAAUUCCAUCGAGGCGGUCCACACGCUUCUCGAUCUCGUUUCGACAUACAACUACCCUCCCGACAUCGAAGCCAGCCUCUACUCGCUCUCCCGCCGCCUUCUCGAGGAGCAGAGCGACUGGUUCGGCGUGUUCCAAUGCCUGCUUCUCCAGCGCGACUUCCACAGCCUGCACUCCUUCCUCUCCUCGCUCGCCCAAUCCGAUCUCGCCGCUGCCUGCCAGAUCUGCUUCCUCCUCUACGAGCUGAACGACCCCUCGCUUCUCCGCCUGAUCCUUCGCGACCUGGCUUCGCACGACGACCCGUCGAAGCCCCUGGCUCCGAUCCUCGCUCCCAUUCUGGGAGGCGAAGUCUCCAACCGACUCAUCCACCAGCUCGUCGUGCGUCUGAACCAUCACGACAGUCGGCUCUUCGAGGACUACGUCCGUCUCGUCCACUACGCGGAUACCAACGUGCAGCAUGCCAUGAUGGUGGCGCACGGAAUGGCCAACAUCGGAGGCACCGACGAGUUCGUCAUGAACCACAUCAGCUGGCUGAAGGAAGCCGAGAACUGGACCAAGUUCGGCAUUAUCUCGUCCUUUGCGCUAUCCCACGUUUUUGACCCCGAGAAGGCGCAGGAGCAUCUCAGAAACUACCUCACCAGCGAGAAGGAAGAGGAGCUGGGCGGUGGCUAUUACGGCUUCUCCAUUCUGAUGAUGGGCGAAGGCGAGGGCGUGGCUCCAGAGAUCUGCACGCGGAUGCACCAGGCACUGGAGACGCAUCCCAACAAAGAGAUGGUCGUCCAUGCCAGCGCGUUGGGCCUCGGACUCAUCGAUUUCGGAUCCAUGGAUCCCGAGCUCACCGACCUGCUCCUCAAUCUCCUCGCGGAAAAGCCGUUCGAAGGGUUCGCCGCGGGAGUGGCUCUGGGCCUGGUGAACUGUGGCAGCGAGAAUAGUAUUUCGCAAGUGGAGUCGCUGAUCCUGGACGUGCUGGUCCCCAUCAUCACGAGCACGUCGCACGACCGAAUCGCCGUGGGCGUGGCGAUCGGCAUGGCUCUGAUGUUCCUGCAGACCGGCGACCAGGGCGAAUCGAUCCUGCAGAUGCUCCGAACCCACAGCAACGCCUAUCUCCGCAUGAGCGGCGCGCUGGGCACCGGAUUGGCGCACGCUGCGCACCACACGCAUCACGACGCCGUGGCCACGUGGACUGCAAUCGCGGGGAAUCACGCGUAG
Messenger RNA from Blastocystis hominis, 1707 nucleotides. RefSeq lists its product as hypothetical. Lineage: Eukaryota; Bigyra; Opalinata; Blastocystidae. Gene Ontology annotation, biological process: proteasome-mediated ubiquitin-dependent protein catabolic process. The record is from RefSeq and is a predicted model, not a curated record. Gene Ontology annotation, cellular component: proteasome storage granule; proteasome regulatory particle, base subcomplex; nucleus. The coding region runs from base 1 to 1707 and encodes 568 amino acids. The transcript is spliced from 7 exons.